UGUUUUCACAGUUCCCGUAAUUAGGGCACCAAUAGGUCAGGCGCAGACUCUACACUCAUGACCAAAUGUUUACCUUACCAGUUCCAAAAUAAAGAAUUGCCAUAAAGCAAGAUGGUCUCCGUUCUCUUAGCGCUUGGGAGUUAUCUCCUGCUUGGAUUCUGUACUGCGUCCAGUUUGAGAAGUGAUCGCACAAAGCGCUCGUCCCUCUGUUACGGGGACCUGGGUUGUUUCUCCAACGACUACCCGUUUAAUAACACCGAUGGGGCACUGCCUCUAUCUCCAAGUCAUAUACGACCCGCCUUCCUUCUGUUCUCCGAGAGAAGCAACCCUAGCGCACCUUUUCAGCUUGUGCGCAAUGACAGACACAACUUAUGGACGUCCGGGUUCGAAUCCAGUCUCCCCAUCAAGAUAAUAAUCCCCGGCUUCACACAGAACGGCAACGUGACUUGGGCUCAUGUCAUGAUGUCCGAACUCAUAAGAAAGGAGAGGAUGAACGUGAUUAUUGUGGACUGGGGCAAUGGUUCCGGGUUCCCUUACACUCAGGCGGUCGCAAACACCCGCGUCGUUGCGGCGGAAGUAGCAGCCAUGAUCUCUUACCUGAACACCGCUGUAGGAACCACCAGCACACAGUAUCAUCUGAUUGGUCACAGUCUCGGCGCCCACGUGUGUGGCUAUGUCGGACAAAUUGUCAGGGGUCUAGGGCGGAUCACAGGUCUCGAUCCUGCCGAGCCCAACUUUGAGGACACGCCAACGGAAGUGCGUCUGGAUGCUACCGAUGCUAACUUUGUUGACGUCAUACACACCGAUGGAACGGAAUACGAUACAAUUUCCGGUUACGGGAUGAAGGCGCCCUGUGGUGACAUUGACUUCUAUCCAAAUGGAGGGCGUAACCAGCCCGGAUGUACACACGAGACUUGGACCAACGUUGUGUCACAUCUCGAACUAGGCCCACACGCUGUUGGCGGUAUGCUAGCUUGCAGCCACGACCGGUCGAUCUACCUGUUUACGGAGUCCAUCAACGGGAGAUCCUGUACCCUGAAGGGCCAUCCCUGUAAUAGCUACGAGGACUUCGUCGUCGGGCGGUGUUUCUCCUGUGGAAACCAGCCAUGUCCAAGCAUGGGGUACAGUGCCGCUAGUUUCCGUGCAAGGGGCAAAUUCUAUCUUGCGACAUUAGACAGUCCACCUUAUUGUGGUAACUACUACCAAGUGACCGUCCAGUUCGGACCAACCAUGUCAACUGACCACGGAGAAUUACGCCUCAGGAUACUAGGAACAUCGGGGCUCUCCCAAACGUUCACCAUUCAAAGUACCAACCAACAGACCAGAAGAGACGACGGUUUCCGACAAGGUCAAGAACGCAAAGUCAUGGUUGUGUCCAGAAAUUACCUUGGCAACAUACUAAACGUGCAGGCACAGUUCCAGGAACACAGUUCUAUUCUGUCUUACUUCUGGACCGGGGCCGUAUCACUCUCCAGAAUCACGGUGACCGAUGGCAAAACGGAAGCAAGGUACCUGUUCUGUAUUGGCGAGACCGUGCUUCACUCUGGACAGCCAUUGGUCGGUUUCAAUCACGCCGUACACACUACGGCGGGGUGUCCACCUGGACAGUAACCAACUGACCAGAUGACGUAUUAGGACGAAAAAAAGAUAUAGUCGAAACCCGUAAAUCGAGUCACCACUAAUGAGUGAAAUAUUGACCUUUUCUACACAAAAUUGACCCAUUGAUCCUGCUGUUUCAUCCGGUCACUUGUGCGGGGAGCGACAGUAAUGUAUUACCGAAGCUCCAGUGUAAUAAGGAUGAUAGUAGGCGGAGACUGAGAAACAGUUAAUGCAUGCGACCAUUAGAGUACGUUCAACAAGGUGUAGAUGUUUGUGGAUUAUGAUAGUUGUCAAAUUUAAUCAGGAGUUACCUCCCCUGUCAUGUACAAUCUAUGUAAUAUUCAGUGAUGCAUUAAAAUGGCAGUGUUGUCUUUUC
This is a messenger RNA of Mizuhopecten yessoensis (Yesso scallop), 1975 nucleotides long. Its product is annotated as pancreatic lipase-related protein 2-like. Gene Ontology annotation, molecular function: triacylglycerol lipase activity; protein binding. The coding region runs from base 112 to 1611 and encodes 499 amino acids. The record is from RefSeq and is a predicted model, not a curated record. NCBI's taxonomy places the organism in Eukaryota, Metazoa, Mollusca, Bivalvia, Pectinida, Pectinidae. Gene Ontology annotation, biological process: lipid metabolic process. The transcript has 9 exons.